This is a messenger RNA of Drosophila bipectinata, 1088 nucleotides long. RefSeq names its product THO complex 3 homolog tex (gene tex). Gene Ontology annotation, molecular function: protein binding. NCBI's taxonomy places the organism in Eukaryota, Metazoa, Arthropoda, Insecta, Diptera, Drosophilidae. Gene Ontology annotation, cellular component: THO complex part of transcription export complex. The record is from RefSeq and is a predicted model, not a curated record. Gene Ontology annotation, biological process: mRNA export from nucleus.
GAAAACACGACCUGAUUUGUUAGCCGGCCGGCAAAUUAAUAUUUCUUCAAUAAACAGUAAACUAUGAGUCGCACAGAGCAAAUUUUUGAGGACUUGAAAUCCCACUUUCGAAGUCACAGUAAAGUUAGGGAGCAGCGGGCACAUCUGAACAAGGUACACUCGGUUUGCUGGAACGCCGACGGUAGGUACUUGGCAACCGGGUCCUUCGACAAGACUGCUGUGGUUUAUUCUCUCGAACGGGAUCGUUUUAUGAAGUCCCACGUUUACCGUGGUCACACUGCAUCUGUGGACCAGCUUCGCUGGCACCGCACCAACCCAGAUCUAUUCGCCACUGCUAGCGGCGACAAGACUGUACGCAUCUGGGACAACCGCACAACUAAAUCUGCUGGGGUGACAAACACGAAGGGAGAAAACAUCAACAUCGCCUGGUCACCGGAUGGAAAGACAAUUGCCGUAGGCAACAAGGAGGAUCUUAUCACAUUUAUAGACACGCGCACCAACAAAAUUCGUGCGGAGGAGCAAUUCGCCUUCGAGGUGAACGAGAUCUCGUGGAACAUGACGAAUGACUUGUUCUUCCUCACCAAUGGACUGGGUUGCAUGCAUGUCUUGAGCUAUCCCAGUAUGGAGCACCAGGUGACGCUCAAAGCUCACCCCGCUAACUGCAUUUGCAUCGAGUUCGGCCCAACGGGUAAAUAUUUUGCGACAGGCUCGGCGGAUGCCCAAGUAUCGUUGUGGGAUGCUCAUGAGCUGGCCUGCCUGCGAAUUAUUAGCCGCCUGGAGUGGCCUGUUCGCACAAUAUCCUUUAGCCACGACGAAAGGUUGAUGGCCUCAGCUAGCGAGGAUCUCCUGAUUGACGUAUGCUAUACAGAGACGGGGGAGCGUGUAACUGGUGUCCACGUUGACGCCUCUACCUUUACAGUGGCCUGGCAUCCUAAGCAAUAUCUUCUUGCAUAUGCCUGCGACGAAAAGGAAAGCGGAGAUAGGAGAAGAGAUGCUGGCAAUGUUAAAGUAUAUGGUUUCCCAGAAUAGUCUUAAGCUUAUAAUACUGGAACAUUUUAUAGUAAAUAAAUUAAUUUUUCGGCUAUAAA